AUGGAGGUUCCCUACUUUUCCCCAUCGAUACCGAAUUCGAUGCUCCUCGCUGCUGCCCACGCCGUGUCCGGCUUCCACGUGGGAUCGCACGUGACGUCUGUCGCUGCCCAAGCCGUGACGUCUGUCGCUGCCCAAGCCGGCGCUCUGCGCUCGCUGCAUCGGUUGUGUCUGGCAGAGACGUCCAGCGGAGUGGACGUCUCGUUGGAGCCGACGUCAGCCGGCGCGGACUGCGGCUGCGCAGAGCCGCAGGGCGUGGUGAUGAAUGACGUCCGCGUGACGGGCCGCAAGCUACGCAGUAUGGUGCUCGCGAACGCCGACGGCAACCGCGAGCCUGUGUGCAGCGCGAUUGGCGACGAGGGCAAGGCGACGCCGCGUCUCGCCGCCGCCGGCGUCGCGGGUCCGCUCUUCAUCUCUGUCGGCCGUCCCGACCAGCUCAAGCAGUUCCUCGAGGUCAACCCGGAGCUCACGGGCGCAAAGGCUCUGAUCGACGACUCGCCCGACUUUGCCGGCUACAGGGCGGCCGGCUUCAACCUCAAGCUAGGGGAAAAGCAGCUCGAGAAGCCGCCGGACUUCAAGCCGCCCAAGGCCAUGGGGAUGGGCAAAUGGAUGACCUACCUCAAGAAUGUGGGCUCGCUCUCGCCCGUGCCCAAGGGCAUGAAGUUUGGCGAGUUCCCCGAGGGCGUCAAGGUGCUGGGCGGCACGUACGCGAUCGACGGCGACGAGGUGCUCUUCGCGCACAGCGACGAGGUGCCGGGCGCCACGCCCAAUAUCGAGGAGGUGCUGGCGGCAGCCGGGGCAGCCUGA
This is a messenger RNA of Emiliania huxleyi CCMP1516, 804 nucleotides long. RefSeq lists its product as hypothetical. The transcript has 2 exons. The record is from RefSeq and is a predicted model, not a curated record. Bases 1 to 804 code for a protein of 267 amino acids. Lineage: Eukaryota; Haptophyta; Isochrysidales; Noelaerhabdaceae.